CUCCUUCCUCGCCCGCCAGCCCGCCCGCUCUCUCUCUCUCGGCCGCUCCGACGCCAGCAGCGCCCGCGUGCGGCUCGCCCAGCCCCGGGGGAGCCUGAGGAAGUUUCCCGGGCCGCGCGCCCCGCUCGCUCGCCUCGCAGCCCGCGGCCUCACCCGCCGACGCACCCGCCAUGCCCUCGGCCAAACAAAGGGGCUCCAAGGGCGGCCACGGGGCCGCGAGCCCCUCGGAGAAGGGCGCCCACCCGUCGGGCGGCGCGGAUGACGUGGCGAAGAAGCCGCCGCCGGCGCCGCAGCAGCCGCCGCCGUCCGCGCCGCACCCGCAGCAGCACCCGCCGCAGCAUCCGCAGAACCAGGCGCACGGCAAGGGCGGCCACCGCGGCGGCAAGUCCUCCUCCUCCGCCGCCGCCGCGGCCGCCUCAUCCUCGGCGUCCUGCUCGCGCAGGCUCGGCCGGGCUCUCAACUUUCUCUUCUACCUCGCCCUGGUGGCGGCGGCCGCCUUCUCCGGCUGGUGUGUCCACCACGUCCUGGAGGAGGUCCAGCAGAUCCGGCGCAGCCACCAGGACUUCUCCCGGCAGAGGGAGGAGCUGGGUCAGGGCUUGCAGGGUGUCGAGCAGAAGGUGCAGUCUCUGCAAGCCACUUUUGGGACUUUUGAGUCCAUAGUGAGAAGCUCCCAACACAAACAAGAUCUCACAGAGAAAGCCGUGAAGCAAGGGGAGAGUGAGAUCAACCGCAUCAGUGAAGUUCUACAAAAACUCCAGAAUGAGAUCCUCAAAGACCUCUCUGAUGGGAUCCACGUGGUAAAGGACGCCCGGGAGCGGGACUUCACAUCCCUGGAGAACACAGUGGAGGAGAGGCUGACCGAGCUCACCAAGUCCAUUAACGACAACAUCGCCAUCUUUACCGAGGUCCAGAAGAGGAGCCAGAAGGAAAUAAACGACGUCAAGACCAAGGUGGCCUCUCUGGAGGACUCAAAGGGGUACAAGCAGGAUUUGAGAGCCCUGAAGGAGGUUGUGGAGGAAAUACAAACCUCGGUGAAGUCCAGAGAGAAGGACAUUGAGGCCCUGAGAAGCACCGUGCAGACCAUGGAGUCAGAUGUCUACACGGAGGUCAAAGAGCUGGUGAGCCUCAAACAGGAGCAGCAGAGGUUCAAGGAGGCGGCCGAUUCGGAGCACCUCACCUUGCAGGCGCUCACGGAGAAGAUCCUGCAGGCGGAGGAGACGGCCUCCCGCCUUCCCGAGGAGAUCCGGAGACUCGAGGAGGAGCUCCGCCAGCUGAAGGCCGCAGCCCUCAGGCCGGAAGAAGACGGGGCCUUUAGAGCCUCUGAGGCCUUCGAGACUCUACAGAAGGAGAGCCAGGGCUUGGACUCGCGGCUGCAGAGCGUGGAAGACGGCGUGCAGGCGGCACGCGCGGCCUGGGAGCGCCAGGGCGAGGGCCUGGAGGCUCUGCGCGCGCAGGGCGAGGAGCAGGCGCGGCGCCUGGCGGAGCUGCAGGAGCGCGUGGCCGGCCUGGGCCCCGGCCCCGAUGAGGCAGAGGCCGACGGCCUGGCCGGCGCGGUGCGAGGCCUGGGCCAGGCCCAGCUCUCGCUGUCCGGCGACGUGGAGGAGCUGAAGCGCCGCGUGGCCGAGCUCCCCGGCGCCGUGGAGGCGCUGCAGAAGGUGCAAGAGCAGGUCCACGCGCUGCUCGGCCGCGACGCCGCCGCCGCGCCCCCGCAGGACCUGCUGGACAGACUCUCCUCUCUAGACAACCUCAGAGCCUCCGUGGGCCAGGUGGAGUCGGACUUGAAAAUGCUCAGGACUGCCGUGGACAGUUUGGUCGCGUACUCAGUGAAGAUCGAGACCAAUGAGAACAACUUGGAGUCGGCCAAGGGUUUGCUAGAGGACCUGAGGAAUGACUUGGAUAGGUUGUUCGUGAAAGUGGAAAAGAUUCACGAGAAGGUCUAAAUGGAUUGUGUGUGCAGGGCGCGGACGGCCCUGCCAGUUUCUCUUGACCAAAAACGUGUUGUCCGACCCCGCGCCUCUCCCCCCGCGGUGUGGCCCCUCCCGAGGAGCUGGCCCUGCUCCACCACCUGGACCACCAGGGCCAUUUGUGUUUUCGUGCCCGGUUAAUUUAUUUACGGUUGUUACCACACGCCGUGGGUUGCUCAAGUUCUCUGCUUCUGCUUUGGGUGGGUUUCCUGGAGACCUGGCCCCUGUCAAUCAGAGAUGCCUUCUAGAAGGGAUCUCUGUCGGGUGUCAGGGAAGAACUAUAGUGGCUGCAAGCGAGGAUUAGCAGAAGCAGAUUAACCUCAAAAACCCCUGGCUGGCUGGCAGAUUUCAAAUUAAAAAAAAAGUGGUGGGGAGGAGGCACUUUUCUUUCUAAUUGUCUUUAAGGAAAAUUCAUUUUACUUUUUUUUUUUUUUUUUUUUACUACUUCUGGCUGAAGUUUUCAUGAGAUGUCACUCACUUCUUGUCUUCCACUUUAAACUGGUUACACCUCAUAAAUGUCAGCUCUGAAUCGGGAGGGGGACAGGCCCUUCCGUUUUUAGUUGAAAAGAAUCAGCUGCUUGAGGGUCACCUCCUGUGGUGUGGGUGUCUUUUUCCAUUCCUGAAUCCUCUCGUGAUCUCAAAGGUAACUAUGCAAAGAAUCCAGGCGGUUCUGAAUGUGAAGGCCCAACACCCCACAGUCCCCUGUGGCCACCCUGUGUCACCUCUUGGUAAGGACCCCAAAUAAUGCAUUUAGAAUAAGGGUUUAGACUCCCUGAAAGGGGAGUCCUUGGAUUCUUUCAGGAAAUGUAUUACGAGAGCUGCUCAUAAAGGCUUGGGCCACCUCCCUGGGGAAUGGAGGCUGCGUCUUUAUGUUGCCAUGAUGUCCAUGAUGGGUUUUGCUGUCACAGCAGGCCCCAUCUGUCAGUGAGGAACGUGUGCAUUUUCUGUAGCUGUUUGCUGUUUCCCUUUCCCUUUGAGCUGUACUGUUCUUUAAUGGCUGUCUUGCCCUUUAAAAAAAAGAAAAAAAAGAGAAAAAGUAAAAAAUGAAAAGAAAAAGAAAAAAAAAGGUUUGUUUAGUUUACUGUGAAAUGAACUGUAUGGCUUAUUUACAGUAUUUUUAAUUCUUAAUAAACACUUGAGCUUUGUUACGAC
This is a messenger RNA of Camelus dromedarius (Arabian camel), 3116 nucleotides long. RefSeq names its product cytoskeleton associated protein 4 (gene CKAP4). The transcript has 2 exons. The coding region runs from base 171 to 1940 and encodes 589 amino acids. Gene Ontology annotation, cellular component: rough endoplasmic reticulum. NCBI's taxonomy places the organism in Eukaryota, Metazoa, Chordata, Mammalia, Artiodactyla, Camelidae. The record is from RefSeq and is a predicted model, not a curated record.